AUGGAGGAAGGCGAUUUUGGUCAUUUGUCAUCAGUUAAGUUCACUUUGGCGACAAGUACGAUUGAUUGGACUCACAAAAUGGCAAUCUUUGGAAGCAAGAAGUUUCGCGGAGCAGCAGAAUCAAAUACCUUCGCCGCAAAAUAUCGCAGCGCUCUUGCCAAGCAUCCCUUCGCUCUCUUCGGUUUGCCAUUUAUUGCAACCAUGGUUGCUGGAUCCUUCUUUCUUACGCCCGCCGCAGCUAUCAGAUACGAGAAACACGAUAGACGUGUGCGAAGGUUAAGUAAAGAAGAGGAGCUGGGAAUUGGUAAGACUGGAAGACGAGUGGAUAUGAAGGAAGAAUACUAUAGACUUGCCGCUAAAGAUUUAGACGAUUGGGAACAAAAGAGAGUCAAGAGACUUCCGGGAGAACAUGAUGGUAAAUUGUAG
Molecule: messenger RNA, 426 nt
Organism: Sclerotinia borealis F-4128
Lineage: Eukaryota; Fungi; Ascomycota; Leotiomycetes; Helotiales; Sclerotiniaceae
Source: the annotation of a GenBank genome assembly